AGUAUAUGACCUUCUCCCCAAAGAGCUGCAGCUGCCGUCCACCAGCGAGAACGACCCCACAGCCAUGAGCCAGAAGAGCGGUGGAGAGGCGGGGCCCCCGCCCCCUGCAGCCCUCGCUUCGGGUAAGCCCCCAUCUCGUGCCCUCGCUCUCGCCAUCCCCCCCGUUGUCCUUCGUUGGCCGUGAGCAGUGCUGGCAAUGGUUCCAUCUUGCUUCCUGGAGUUCAGGCCUCUUUAGGCCACCUGUCUGGUCUUUUAAACACCUUCCAGCUGCUAGGAAUGUAGAGUAAGUGCAUGAUCCGGACUGUAGCUGUUUGCGGAAAGGCUAGUGAUGGCCCUUAAAAGUAAAAUGGCCCUGUUUCUGUUUGUUUUAUCUGUUUGGCCUGUAUUAUGAUAGAGGUGAUGGACUCAAAGCUUUUGGCUGGAGCGACAGCAUGUGUUCUUCUCAGCCUCUGUGUGUGAAUAGACUUUGGCUUAUUUCAAUUUCUGAAAUUAGGUGGUGGGUGUAUUUUAGUUUGUUCCAGCAUGUAUUGUUUCUUUUUUGAAGGUGAUAAUGUUCAUGUUGUAGGUUUUUCUAGAUAUUCAGACAACAGACGCCCAUUAUUUUUGUUCCAAAGUGCAUUUAAAAUAGUCUGAGGUGGACCUUUUUGGAGUGAUAAACGUUUUGCACCAUUUUCAGACCCUUUUAUUUGUAGACGGAAUCUUGUAUGUAUAAGUGGCAUCAGGUAGGUUGAAAGCAGAGCAUAAAAGCUUUGAAAAUUCAGUACUUUCAUUAAAAGGAGCAUUUUCCAUCAGGUUGUAUAUUUGGCAGGAAUGGAAGUGUUACACCAAAAUCGUAACUCAUUUUGGUUUCUUCACUAGUACUUUGUAGAGGUGCAUGCAAGCUUAGGCAGUGCUGACCUUUGAGCUUGACCUCUGGUGUGAAUGUUGUGCCUUGUAGUCAGGAAAAAUACUUUUCCCUGUCUCGCUGCAGAGCGGCGCCACUUCUGGUCUUGGGGGGACAGAGAUAAUGGACUUAUGAGCAAGUAAAAUCGGUGCAAAUGCCACGAUUUAUUAUUAAGAAGGGGGUUCACAAUUAAAUGUCACAAUUGCAAUUGGCUUGUAUCACCAAAUCCUCUCACCACAGGCUUCACUCCAUUUGGGAGCAGGUCCAUUUGAUCCACACAGGCUCAGCCUGAACAAUGGAGAUGGUCUGAAGCUGGGUUCUAAACCAUUUCAGUACUGCUCACAGAACGUUGUGGUCCAAUCUGCAUAAAUAUUAUAAUAACGUGAUUAUUAUAAUAAUGCAGUAUGAAAUUAGAAGUUUUACUAACUGUUCACUUGCAUUUGUUUUGCAGAAGAUGUUAAUUGCCAGCUUAUAAAGUGCUUAAGUUAUUUCAUACACUCACAUAAUUUUUUCCGAAACCGCUAACACGAGUGUUAAAAUAGCUACCAAAAGCGAACCACCCAAGCCCUACUUGCCUGAGAAAAGUGGUAACAUUCCACUCGCAGGCUUAAUCAAUUGCUUCCCUCACAAACAUGUGAAACGCAUAGUGGAAGAGAGGUGUAAAGCCACAAUUUGGUUGUUUUGCACAGAUCUGAACUGCACAUUCAAAAUGCAAUUCACCUUAGUGUCUUUACUCUGCCCCUCAUUGAAGUCUUUAGAGUGAGUUUCAGUAGAACCAGAAGUCUAUUGCCUUUGGACAUCAGUUCCUAACUGCAGGCACUUGCAUCCCCCUGGCAAGACGGGGCUCUCUGGCUGUAUCUGAAGGAAGGUGAAGUAUUUUUCCAGUUUCAUGAUUUUUUUUGCUCCAAAUUGGCCUUACCUUUUCUGGCCUCUUUUUCAUUUUUAUAUAUAUAUGAUUUAUUUUUGCUUUGGUUUCUUUAUCCCCAUUUCUGGAAUCCAGACCUUUAUAUAAAUGGCUUUAAGUGUGACAGUCUGGACUGGUUUUCACCGUUCAGUAGAUGGGGAGCAGACCACUGGGUGAAACCUCGGGGGAUGUUCUGACUGGUCUAGGGGGCAGAGGGGAUGGUGGGUGGAGGAGCAGGCCUUGUUCUCCAUGUGGAAUUCCCCGUGUGUCCCGUCUUUGGGGUCACACUUGACAGCUCUGUUAGCACUUCUAUCCAGGCCCCUCAUUUGAGUCACUGCCGCAGAUAUACAUGGCUGGGUGGCUGUACCAGCUCCCACCUCUUUAACCUCAGUAUCUACUUUAAAUUAACACCCCUGCACCCCUCCCCCCCAGUGUCUCUGGGACAUGAUUUAUGGUAUUCAGUAUCAGUAUUUAUGGUACUCAGUAUCAGUAUUUAUGGUACUCAGUAUCAGUAUUUAUGGUACUCAGUAUUGCCUCUUGUGGCUCUGCACAGGCAGUAUCAUUUGAAUGCCGGGCUCCUUCUCCUCCUUAGUUCAUUAUCUGCCCCAUGUGGUACCUUUUCUUUCACAUUCAUAACUGCCUGUUGCUGUCAUUGAAAUGUUACAUGUUGUUUUCUUUUAGGAUACAAGUAUUAACGUCAACAUGAACUAUUAAUGGAAGUCCAAAUUCGGCUUUCGUCUUUGAAGAAUAAAUUUAAGAAAUGUGGUCUAGUAAUAGUGCAUUUUGAUAGGUUUGGCACCUGAACAACUGCGGAAUGGGUGUCAGACGGAGCAUCUCCCAUUUUUAAUGUUGAUACCAUCAUGAUAAAGGGCAGGACUACCUUCACUACACUGUGAGUCGGUUCAGUAAAUGCCCGUCUGUGGCAGACGCUGUUGUCAUGGCACCAACUGUUGCCCCUGGUGACACAAAGGCCUACCCGUCACCGUUAUCUUGCGUCACAUCCUUCCAUUCAAGCGGCGAUAUUUCACUCCCCCCGCCCCCUACCCCCACCCCGCUGUCCCUGGGCAGGGCGUGUCCAAUGUCAGGUAGGGAUGUCAGCAGGAAUCAGACUUUUAGUUCUGCCAAAAAUCAAGGUUUGUUGCAUGAGUUGGAUGAAAAUGCAUUUCCUUCCUUGCAAGUCUAUUUUUAUGAUAAAUAUGUCAUAAAACUACCAGCAAUUACUAAGAAACAGCCAUCAUUAUGUUAAUAAAUUAUGUAGUUUAUAUAGAAAUUUUAUAGCCUCUGGAUAUUAUGUGCGCAGGAAACAUUUAAUUUAACAGUAUUGAUCCUGCUUUAACAUGAACUAAAAAUGUAUAGAAUAGCGAAGGAAAGUUUCGUAUGUAUUGCUAGGAUGUCAGUUGUUUUUGCCAUUAAUGCAUUUGACUUGCAUUCUAGCUUGAUCCUUCUAGCUUGGUCAUUCUGUCAGUAGUGAAAACAUUCAGUCCCAGAGACGCUUAACCCAUCAAAUCUCACUCAAAGCUACAGUCCGGUUUAGUCUAACAUCCAGAUAUUUCUAUUUUGCUUUUCAACUUUCAUCGGGUUUCUCUUAUUACUGUUAUAACUGAGUAAUUAAAAGAUUUCCCCCCUGCUGGGUGUUUCUGUGGUAUUCAGUAGGCAAUCUGGAACGCUGUGUAGUGAAAAGACAGGCAAAUUUCUGCCAGCGGUGACAUUGGAAGGGAUGGGGGGGGACCUCUACCCCCACCCACCUCCGCUCUCCAUCCCAUCAGAGGAGGCAAGGGUUUCUGGGACACGUGGCUCUGGGAAGCCCCCUGAUGCUGGGUAUCAUACUCAGGACCCUCCACCCGACUGAACACAAAUGGGAUCUGUUACCAUUUUAUUUUUUAAUAAAACCAGUGUCUUGAAUACAGCUUCACCCUCUCCUGGAGUGUCUGAUUUUCUUCUGGUCACUGCUUUAGGUGUCUAAGGUGUUUCUUAGCUCAUUCUGUCUGCCUCUGCUGUUUUGGGAGAAUAAUCUCACUGGACCUCGUUACCCAUUACUUCUGGGAGGCUGCCAACACUUAAACAUAUAUAAAUAAAUAAAAAGGAAUAACAUUAUGGUCCAAAAAAUGUGUAAAGGCAACAGCUGGUUUGCAGCCAGGUUGAGUUUACCAACAUAAACAUCAAUGACCAGGUAAACCUCAAAUGUUAAAAGGAUGACUUCACGUUACUGAAAUUGACAGAUUUAGUAAUGGAACUGCAGUUAGAUUUUGUACAAAACCAUGCUUUUUAAAUUCCGCUUUGGUUACAACCGAAAAAUGGAAAUUUGAAUAAAAAUAAACAUUUUAUCUUUUUAUUGGUGGCUUCAUUUUAAUGGACUUUGUACCUCCUUUAUGUGUGUCUUAAACUCUUUCCUCAGCACUAAUGGCUGUUGAAUACUGCCACGUCACAAAGGAAAUAUUCAGUACAGCCCGCCUGCCCCCUUAAAGAAGGCAAUGCUUUUGGAAUAAGAUGACAGUCUUUUGUCUAAGAGCUUCUGAUGGUCAUAAUCAGUACGUGUAUACUUUUCUUAGCUGUGUGCACUGUAAAUAAUUAGGCUAUGAAAUUGGCUUGGAUUUCUUUGUGUAAUGUCAAUUUAACCCUGCUGUAAUUAAAGUAUCCUUUUGUGUGUUCAUGCAUCAUGUGGUAUGUUUUAGACAUAAUCGGUUACCCAACCAAAGGAAGUGUCAUGAAGUAUCAAGAGUUGGCUCUAUAGUGCUUCUGUUCCAUUGGCCAUUAUGGCUUUACUACAAAGAGUAGUAAAGUUUACAAGAUGCUUCUAAUUUCCCGGGGGGUUGAGCAGGUUCGUUAAAUCUGCCAUCCUGCUCUGCAGCAUGACCAUGGAAGGGUGUUAGUCCUGAAAAGCAAGCUAAUCAGAGAAACCCUGGGUGCAGGAUCACCUAUUAUACCAAACUGUUGACUGCACUAAUCACAGUGUAUUUUGUCUGCUGAGAAAGUGUCGCUUCAGUAUGACUGUGAUUGUGCCUAUUUUUAGCUAUUACAAAGUAGAUAAAGUUCAACAAUUUUAGGUGCUUAAAAAUGCAGAAAUUCCAUGAUUGCCUAAUGUUAAUGAAAUAAAAACAAAAUGUUUUGAGAAUUUUUUAACCGCUGUAUCUGGUGGUUAAAUGAUUGGAAUUUGCUUCAGAAUUCUUCAUUGUAGAACAAAGUCCAGGUCUCUAGGCUCGGUGCUAAUGGAAUUUUAAUGUCACAAAAUAAAAAGAUCAAAAAAUUUAACUGAAUGGGGAUGGGACAGUUGAUGUUGCCCUGUCUUUUCUUCCCUUUCCCCAUUAUUCAGCAAUUCUGGUAGCCUGUUUGGAUCAGUGGUACACGAACAGUCCAACAUGGGGGAAUCGUGGGAAAGCAAUAAGUAAGGAAUGGGGGGGUAAGCUUAGCUUUCACAUUUCAGGCUCUAAUUCCAGUGACCAGUACAGAUCCCUCCACUCCCUGUCCAUCUGCUGGACAUUUCUAUAUUUCUUUUUGUUAAACAGUUUCAGGUGACUCAUUUUCCCCACUGGAAAUACUACAGCUGUCGCAAGGACAGAUUCUUACAUGGUCACGUGACCGCCUGUUAGGACAAUAACAGAAGGCCACUCCCUUAACACAGCACAGCACAGGCCCGCCCACAAAUAGUGCUUAGCCUGUAACAACAACACGACCAGAGGGGGCAAAACCAAGAGCAGGGAACCUAAACAAAGCUGAGGGAUUAUAAUAAGCAGGCUUCACUCGCUGGUGCUCAGAGUGUUGGAAAGAACAGCCUCUCCACUGUGUUUUUAAAAGUGUGAGCCACAUGGAAGCAAUUUGACUGCUGGCGGUGAAAUCUGCUUGUUGAAAACAAUGUCAGCAGACAGGCAGUGUGGGGACUCGUGCUCUCAGUGGCUGCAGACCGCGAGCUGUGGUUCCCAUUUUUCUUUUUUUUUCUUUCUUUUUUUGGUUCUUUGUGAAAUACUUUGCAUGACAGACAUUCUUAAAUGAUUUUUAAAAUAUAUAUGUUUAAGCUGUUUUCCAUUAUUUAAAAUACUUAUGCCAAGGUUUCCAAAAACCACUGCUUUUAUUUCAUUCUUUAAGUUAUAGGAUGGAAUAUGAAAUGUGUGAAAAUGGAACUGGAUUAACUCAUGUGCUCCAGGUCUCCUCUGGAGGAAUCUGACUGGUCUUAGGGAGUCGGAGCCUGUCGGGUUAAUGGCCGAAUGGCUGGACUGACGUGCAAAUAAACAGAACUGUAUCCGUUAUGAUUUGCAGUGUCUGCCCUCAGUGUUGUUAGAACGCCUCAGAAUAGCAAACCGUCACGUGACAUCAGUUCGUCGGUCUCUGAAGAUCAGUGUCCUUAAAGCCUGUUUUGGAGCAAAUACACCAAAACAACCUAAACUGAGGACCUUUCUCAGCAUCUGAUCUCCUAUGUCUUUAAGAAGCAACGUGCAUCUGCGAUAAGAGCCCACUCUGCAAGCAGUAGCAUCCAAAAUGACUCUGCUUAACAAAGACAACACUGUUCGUUAGUUGUGUGUAGAAAUAAAUGAAGUCAUCAUCCUUUGCGCACUCAGUUACGUUUUCACUCUCGAAGGGUCCUGUGUGUUGAAGGCAUCAUGCUGGUACCGUCCCUCAGUGUGAAAGGGAGGCAGAGGGAUGAGCAAUUUGAAAGCAUUCUUGAACAUCUGGCAGCCUCCCCUUUCCUGUGUCCUCUCCUGCUCUGCGGUUCUCAACAAUCGUGGUUUUUGAAUGCCAUUAAAAAAUGUGCAUUUUUCUUCCUAAUAACAUUCCGUACGCAUGCUUACAUUAUGAAAAUUUAAGCAAAACUUUUUACUUGUAUGUUUCACAAGAAAGUUUGCAUGAUUAUUAUAUUCCCAGGCUAAAGUCUUUUUAUCAACUAGCAUAAUGAAAAUAAGCAGCUUUUGCAGUUGUGCCAGUCAGCUCUUUGAUGUUUUGUCUUUAGCUUUUUUCUGCUUUUCUUGAUCAUCAUUGAUUAUUCAGAAAUGAUCAAGUAUGGCCAAUGCUGAGGUUUGAAUUAAACGUUUUGUCUAAACUGUCUAAACAGUAAGAAGUAACAUAGCCUUUCUGUUUUAGGGCCAUUUUUCCCACAUAUGGGAAAUGUAACCGGUUUUCAGAAAUUAUUCUGUCUGUGAAAGUCUCAAUUAGACCAAAAACUUUUUUUUUUUUAAUUUUGUUUGUGUUUGUCUUCAUUGGUUUGUUUCGGAAUCCCGCUGAUGAAAAUACAUUAAAAUACCAGAGAGCCUAUCCCCUAUCUACACAGGCUUUCUUGCUAUGCUAAGAGCUGCUUUUAUUUUGGUGAAUCAUUGGGUGCAUGUUUUUUUUUUUUUUAAAUCAUUUUAGCAACUGUACAGUGAGAAUGUGCUUCUUGUUGCCUUUCGGCAGAACAUCAGAGCACUUGUGUAAAUACUAGGUAAAAGCAGCCUUUGAGAUUCCUUGCCGCUUCAUCUCUUCUGGCAUUCCUGCACUUUGAGGUGUGCCUUUCAGGCCCGUGUGUAUCAAUCUCUACACGCCUGGCCCUGUUUUUUUUCCCCCUCUCUCCCCCUUCUCCUGUUUAUCCAAACUCACUGCUGCGUCUCAGUUUUGCAGCUUGUCCCUGCUGUGGUUGGAUUGGAGUCGCCGCCAUCAUUUUUAUCUGGUGGUGUCCGGCCACAGUUCCUCCUCCUCAGUAUUGGUGACCGGUCUUAUGCUCCACUUCGCUAAUAACGAUGCCUGCUGAAAUGCUUCUCUUUGCCCCCUCCCACACACAUGUCUGUAAGCAAAGGGGUCUUCUGGGACUUCUGUAGUAGACCUCUAUGUUGUAGUAAUACUUGGCGAGGAAUGUUGCCCUCCGACAUUAGCCGAAUAUUAGUGGAACAAAGAUUUUCCCCGGCACUUCCCCAACACUUACUCCGUAAAGCAAGUAUGGUGAUUAAUCCCUUUCAUGUGUCGCUUCCAAUAUGCCAAGAGUUUAAAAUAGUUUUUAAUAACCUGGUCUGUAAGCUGUUUGCUUCAAUUUGACGUAAUCUGAUUACUUUUAAAUACUUACCAACUGGAGAAAACUCAUUAACACAAAACACAAUAGCAUGUCAGAUUAAAUGGAACAUAGCCUAUGACACUACUCCAUUUCAUUACUCUCAGCUUUUAUCGAGCCACUCCUGUCAUCUGCCAGAAGCCUGCAUGCAGGUUCUCCAUAACCACCUCGUUCAGAAUGCUUUUGAAUUGUGGUCAGCCUUCGCUACCUCAUGACCGUAGACUCGUCUCUAACACCUUCUGUAGAUUUGUCAGAUGACCCAGGUUGAAGGAAGUACAAAUGUUAAACUGUCAGUUCCAUUUUCACAAACUUUGCUUUAAAAAAAAUCUAUACAAGAUUAAACCUUGAAUGACCAGCUUUUGUUGCUCAUUCGUUGUCUCAUUUUUAUUCCAGGAAGUUCCCUCUGAAGCAGGGAGUGUCUGCAUAUAAAAUGGUCUGCAGUUCUCUGCUUCAUAGAUGCCAUCUCCACCUCCUCUUCUAUGCCCAUGGGAGGUCCUCGCAGUGCUUUUCCUGCCUCUUCCAGCCCCACCAUUCACUCCUCUACCUCAGUCACUGACCGGGCCUCCGUUCACGACAGCUGCACUCCGGCUGAGGGGGUAAGUACCCGAGGGGGAGCGGAGAUGCUUGGUGUGGAGGGCCAGCUGGGAGGCACCAGCACGUCCGGGGGCGGAGGUCCCGGCAGCGGCAGUGGUGGAGGUGGUGGUAGCACCAGGGCCGGGGGCAGUGGAGGAGGCACAGGAGGUGCAAGUUCCGGAGGAGGAGGAGGAGGACCCGGCGCCCAGCACCAGACUACCCCAUCCAAGCGGCGCACGGUGCUGAACAUCUCACCACCACCGGAAGACCUGUUCGACGACAGCCGCAUGUCCUGCCAAGACGAGCUGCUGCCAGACUCAGAGCAGAGCAGCAGCAUGUGGAUGGAUGACUCUGCCUCUAACUUCAGCCUCAUGAGCUCCAACUCAUACAACGACAACAACGAGGUGCCCCGCAAGUCCCGCAAGCGCACGCCGCGGCAGCGACCCGGGCCCAAGCCCGCCCCGGCCGAGGAGGCCAGCAUGGACGUAUUCGAUGCGGACAGCGCCAAAGGGCCUCACUUUGUCCUGUCUCAGCUGGGCCCCGACAGCAAGCCCGGUCCCAAAACGAGCUCAACAGAAUGUUCCCCGGCGUCCAGUCAGAAAGCUGGGACGCUGUCGGGGCAGUUCCCGGUGAAGGCCGAAGGCAAAGAGCUGAAGAUCCUGGUGCAACCUGAGACCCAACAUAGGGCACGAUACCUGACAGAGGGCAGUCGAGGCUCAGUCAAGGACCGCACGCAACAGGGCUUCCCCACCGUCAAGUUGGAGGGCGUGAAUGAGCCAGUGAUCCUGCAGGUGUUUGUGGGUAAUGACACGGGGCGCGUGAAGCCACACGGCUUCUACCAGGCCUGCAGGGUGACUGGCCGCAACACGACUGCCUGUAAGGAGGUGGACAUCGAGGGCACCACUGUCAUCGAAGUGUGUCUCGACCCCAGCAACAGCAUGACGUUAGCGGUGGACUGCGUGGGCAUCCUGAAACUGCGGAACGCUGACGUGGAGGCCCGCAUCGGGGUGGCCGGGUCCAAGAAGAAGAGCACGCGUGCCCGGCUGGUCUUCCGGGUCAACAUCCCACGGGCCGACGGCACACUUCUCACCCUCCAGGCCCCUUCAUCGCCCAUCCUCUGCACCCAGCCAGCGGGGGUCCCCGAAAUCCUGAAGAAGAGCCUGCACAGCUGCUCGGCAAAGGGAGGGGAGGAGGUCUUCCUCAUCGGAAAGAACUUCCUCAAGGGAACCAAAGUCAUCUUCCAGGAAAAUGCAUCAGAUGAAAAAUCUUGGAAGGCAGAAGCUGAGAUCGACACGGAAUUGUUCCACCAGAAUCACUUAAUCGUCAAAGUGCCGCCGUAUCAGAACCCGGCCAUCUCUGCUCCGGUGUCGGUGGGCAUUUAUGUGGUGACCAAUGCUGGGAGGUCCCACGAUGUUCAGCCUUUCACCUACACUCCAGAGCCAGCAGUGAAGGUGGUUGAUGUGCCAGUGAAGACGGAGACAUCGCCCCCCCCCAAACCCUGCUCUUUUGAAGAGCAUAUGAAAGUCAUACAAAGCAACAACUGUACCCUGGAAAGCACUCUGAUGGUGCCCAUGAUGCCUCUCGUUAAGAGGGAGGAGGUCACUCCCAUGGAGGUGUCCAGCAAUGCCGCAGCAACAGCCGUCUUCAAGACAUCCGAUGCGAUUGUGGCUGCACAGCAGCCACUGGACGUCCCUGCCAGUAGCAGCCCCUUCCCCGGCCCCAUGGCCAGACAGCAGGGCGACCCCGAGCCGCCACAGGGGGCAGUCUUUGCCACGGCUGAGCCGCUAAGCACCAUCCAGAAGCAGGACCUGGCACCCAGCGCCUCGUUCCCCGUGACGGGGGACUCCCUGCUCCAGCAGGUGCCCCAGUCCUUCCUCCUGGAGCCCGCAGAUGGCCUCAGUCGAGAGGGGGCUGAGGGCACGAUGGUAGGCCUCGCCCAGAUGGUGGACGUUCCUCAAGCCCAGACCCAACAGCCACAGCUCCCCCUCUUCUCCCAGGAUGGGGUCGCUCAGCUGGAGAGGGCAGUGAGACAGCUGCAGGCCGGGGGCUUCUCGGCCAGCGGGCCGGGCGGCAGCAGCUUGGUGCAGCAGGUCCUGGAGGCGGCCGCACAUCAGCAGCUCAACUCGGUUUUGUACAGCUCCGCCCCUCCCCCGGAAAGUAUCCAGCAGCAGGUCCAGGAGAACAUGAACAGCCUGCAUCUGCAGUCCGCUGACAGCCCACUGGCCAAUCAGCAGCAGCAGCAGCAACAACAGCAGCAGCAGCAGCAAGUCCUGGAGAACCUCCAGCAGCUCCAGUCGGAGCUCUUCCAGCCUCAGAUUCCCAUGCAGUGCUCCAUCUUCCCGGGGGGCUCACGCAGUGAGACCCCUGAGCAGCAGGGCUCUCCGCAGACCCUGGUCCAGGGCCACGGUGCCCUUUUCCAGCCGCCUGACGGUUUGAUUGGCAGUGCCGCACAGCAGCAGCAACAACAGCAGCAGCAGCAGCAACAACAGCAGCAACAGCAGGUGGCCCUUUUCCAACAAACGGGGGAGCUGCUCUCCAUCCAGACGUCCAGCUUUCUGCAGCAGCCUUCUGCUCACCCCUCUCCUAACCAGCAACUCUUUCACACCCCGAGCCCCUUGACGGACACGCAGGACCAGCAGAGGGCUCUGUUUCACGCCCAGAAGGGCCAGUCCACCCAGGAGCAGGUCCAGGCGGCCAUCUACCAGAACACGCUGAACGUGCUGACCGGCUCCAGCCUCUCUCAGGAGCAGCAGUCCGCGGGCUCCGGCCUCUUCCUGUCGCAGAGCGCCCUCCAGGGGCAGCUCACAGCAGAGGCCGGUCAGCAACAGCAGCAGCAGCAGCAGCAGCAGCUGGCCUUCCUCACCUCCAUGCAGACGCCAGGCGCCGAGCCGCAGCCGGUCUCCGUGUUCCAGGCGCAGCCGCAGCUGGCGUCACUGCAGCAGAGCAGCCCCAUGGAGCAGCAACAGUCUCCCCAGCAGCAGCAGGGAUCCCUCUUCCAGAGCCUGUCCCCCCACACCCCCAGCGGGGCACUCUCGCCCAGCCCCCAGCAGCCGCAGCCAGCCAGCCUGCUGUACUGUGGCAGCCCCCUCAACCCCCAGGAGCACCCCCCCGCCCUGCUCUUCAGCAGCCAGGCCCAGAUGGGUGCCGGGGGCCUCUCCUCGCAGGAGCCCACGAAUCAGGCGCUCCUCUUCCCUCAGAGCGUUGCCCAGCAGGAGCCGUUGGAGCCAAUGUCCUUCCAAGACCAGAGUUCCACGGUGGGGAACCCGUCCAGCAGCGAGUCCCCCAAACAAGGCCUCUUUCAGGAGCAGCAGCCCAUGCAGCUGGUGCCCAGCUCUGCUGGUGCCCCCGAGCAGCCCAUCGCCAUCUUCAUGCCCCAGGCCACGAUGACAGCCCUCCCACAGACCUCCAUCUUCACCACGCAGAACGGGGGCCUGCAGACCACCAGCUCCUCUCCUGUGCAGCAGCCCGGCACGCUGUUCCAGACGCCCGUGAGCGGCGCCAUGAGUCAGCCCGGGCAGGACCAGCAACCGGGGCUCUUCCUCUUUGGGAUCCAGAAUGAGUGCGGUCAGCUCAUAGAUUCUCCUGGGCCCACACUGUCCGACCAGCUCAUCGCCAUGAGUCAGUCGGGCCAGAACCAGCGGGAGAAUGAUGCUCAGAUCCAGUCCCUCCUUAACCAGUCCAUGUCUGAAUCCGGGAACAUGCAGAACAGCCUGACAACCUCCCAGAAUAUGGAGAAAAUUGAUGACCUCCUUGUGAGCCUCCAGGAUCAGAGGAACAACCUCUCCCCCUCCUACUAGCAGGACCUUUGGACUCAGAUUCUGGGAGGACUCCCGCCCAUUCGAAACCGAGAUGCUGCAGAGGAGGAGUGAGUGGCCACAGAAUCCUCUUCAAACUAACUGCCCCCUCAAGACAUUGGCUCCUCGUGGCUCGAACACAUCUCAGCUGAGACUGGCACAGAAGAUCAGUGUCAGAUGUCAACUGGACCUGAUGGGUGGUGGGGGGGGGGGACGACAAAGGUUACUUUAUCCCAGUUUGUCACAUUGUUGGAAUAUAAUUGCUAUUCCCCAAGAGAUGACAGAAUCAUUGUUGUGUAGCCCUCUACUGUUAAGUAACAGUCGUUACCAUGUCAGUUGACGAAACGGUUUAACGUCUCAGUUCUCAGCGUAGCACAUUGCAGCCCCCCCUACAGGGGGGUAGAUGUCAGUGAGCACAAAGGUGCCCUGUAGUUUAGAGUGCUGCCUGUGUCUAGUCCUAACUGUUUAUGAAACCACGGUUCUUUUUUAAUGUUAAAGAACUGUUUUAGGUAAAUAAUUGAAAAGAAGAUCUACAAAGCAAGAAAAAAUGUCCCUUUGUAUAUUUUUGACAUUAGACUUUCGGCACUUUAUAAUACUUUACUUUGAGACCAGUUACCCCUUGUACUGACCUGCAGCGCUCUCCGUCUCCGUCUCUGUCUCUCUCUCUCUGCUAUUUCAUUUUUUACAAAUUAUUUGUAAGUCUCUUGAUUGUUAUAUGAACAUCUCUGCCCAUAUUUACUGUACAUAUUUAUAGUAUUUUCUUACUCAUGCAUGCUUUUUUUAACUUAAAUUUUAUAAGGAGUUGGAUUCAUUGAAGCCCCCCGCCCCUCCUGCUCCAUUUUUACCCAGACCCUAAAGGGUAUAACGUAAAUUUCUCACACUGGUCGCUCAGAAUGAUGGAAAACAAGAUGAAGACAAGGGAGAGGUUAAGGGGGGGUGAAGAUAUACUGUAGGCCAGAAUUUAGGUCAUUCAUAAAAUGCAGUGUGCUCAUAACCAUAUAUAACAGUGUACACAUAAAAUCUGUGUGUGUCUAUUCAGAAUAAUGUAGUGUAUAUUGUUAAUUAUACUGCGUGUACAUAUAUACAUAUAUACUUUAUUUGUUAGUGAUGUCUCUACGGUGGAUGUCAUAAAAAAUUUUCAGCAUCUGGCACAUGUAAUAUAAAGGGGUGAAUUGGCAUUGGAUCCUACAGGAGCUCUCUGCCCCUUGUAGUACUAGCGUGAAACGCGUAACGCAGCUGUAUGUGUGACUGGAAGGCAACAAUUUUCCCGCUGUGGGACUCAUUCACUCACUUUUACCUUCGUCAGUUUUUUGCCAUGUGACGUGGUGCUACGUGCAGGAGGGAUAGAGACUUUUAUCAUUUUAACUAUAUUAACAGUCAUGUUUGUAUUAAUGUUGGUCUUACUGUACAACCCCCCGCUCUUGCCUCAUGCUCCGCACCUGGCUUUGUGCAAAAUUGGGAAAAUUGGGGGAAAAACGGCAGGCAGAUGUCUGACAUUUCAUCACCUGCCACCCCAUUACACAUCAGCACCCUGCCAACGUUAUGGCUGAAGCUGGCAUAUGUUUGCAUCUUCUUUUCUCUUUUAACAGAGUAGGAGUGGAAAUCGUGUGCUUUUUUUUUUCUUUCUUUCUUUCAAACACCUGGUGGUGUGUAAAGCUGUAAAUCUCAACCUGCUGGGUGCUUCUCAAAGCUGCCAAACUCGUUUAUCUAUUUCCACACACGUACCCCGAGUGUGUGGCUGGAACAGACAGGGCUCUGGCUAAAGUUUUGUUCAUAGUGUGACUAUGCAGCUAAAAUAUUUGCCGAACCUGAGAGAUUGGUCUCUGUGAUGACGACAAUGAAAAUGGCGCCGUGAAAUCUUCUUUUUACAUCUGUGUCCUUGUUGGUGUUUUUAACUGUUGUUAUAAUAAUUACAUUUACUAAUUGUUGGAAAUAAGCAGCUUUCCAUAGCGGGUGUUUGUGAAGGUCAUCAGUGAAGGGCCCUUUAUCCUCUCAAUACUCAAGUGUUAUCUUUUAGUUGUUUAAAGGAACCUACUACAGAAUCUGUAGCUGCAAGUGGACUUCUGAAGGAAAUUACUGUCUGUGAUUUAGAUUUUUUUUUCCCUUCAACUUGGAUGUCAGAUUUUGUUUCCAAUAUGGAUUUUUGUAUAUUUUUAGUUUCAUUUUUCCUGGUUUAGAUCUUGGCCAUUGCCUCUCUUUCAUCACAUAUAUGAUUCACAUUCACAUUCAAGACUGACAGCAGUGAAUGACAAUUAUCAUCUACGAUUGACUUCACGUACAAGUAAGAUUUUGGUUUAAAUCCACGGCCCAGUUCUUAAUAUUUAUCCUUCUCUAGUUUUCCCAUUAAAAAUGGAUAUUUGGCUGAGCAACUCCCUUCUGAAAUUGCAGUUCAAAAAAUUAUGUAAUCGUAAUGGAACGUUCAGCAUUAUAUUACAACAUUAUUGGAAAAAAUCCCAGAUGUACCUUGUACACUUGAUUGAGAGACACAUUUUUAUUGUUUAUAUGCUUUUUCUUAUGCUUGGUUUUUCCCUAAAAACGAAGAGUGCAACAAUAUAGAGAACUGAUGUUUUUGUGGGGAACCUAUGCUGUACUAUCAACAUGUGCAACUUAUGACAUUUCAUCAUGCAAAGCACAGGUUUCCAUGCAUUCUGGGACAACAAUGAUAAGUGACAUCAUAUAAGUGGUAAAACAUUAAUCAAAACUCUGAUUUCAGAGUCAUAAAGACAUGUACAUUGUGUACAUUACCUCAUAAAAGGUGUAGGUUGUACUUAGACCUCCUACAUCUGAGAUCGGACCAAUUAAGAUAAGACAUUCUUUAUAUAUUCUUAUACAUAAAAAUAUUUUGGCAGUGGAAUUUGGUAAAAUUUAUUUGAUAAGAAUAAACACGAUGAAUGAUC
This is a messenger RNA of Paramormyrops kingsleyae, 15058 nucleotides long. It is a transcript of the gene nfat5b, whose product is annotated as nuclear factor of activated T cells 5b. Gene Ontology annotation, cellular component: transcription regulator complex. The record is from RefSeq and is a predicted model, not a curated record. Gene Ontology annotation, molecular function: DNA-binding transcription factor activity, RNA polymerase II-specific; transcription factor binding; RNA polymerase II cis-regulatory region sequence-specific DNA binding. Lineage: Eukaryota; Metazoa; Chordata; Actinopteri; Osteoglossiformes; Mormyridae. Gene Ontology annotation, biological process: cytokine production; calcineurin-NFAT signaling cascade; regulation of transcription by RNA polymerase II.